Messenger RNA from Lodderomyces orthopsilosis Co 90-125, 1209 nucleotides. RefSeq names its product palmitoyltransferase. Gene Ontology annotation, cellular component: Golgi apparatus; endoplasmic reticulum. Gene Ontology annotation, molecular function: protein-cysteine S-palmitoyltransferase activity. The coding region runs from base 1 to 1209 and encodes 402 amino acids. The record is from RefSeq and is a predicted model, not a curated record. NCBI's taxonomy places the organism in Eukaryota, Fungi, Ascomycota, Pichiomycetes, Serinales, Debaryomycetaceae. Gene Ontology annotation, biological process: peptidyl-L-cysteine S-palmitoylation; protein targeting to membrane. The transcript has a single exon.
AUGACUUUCGCACAACAAGGCUCAACAGAUGAACCAACAUUCAGGCUGAGCUCUACAUCGAAUCGAACCUAUUUGGAGACACACCCGGAAAUAUCGUUACGACGAAGUCAAUCCAAUCGAUCUAAAGAUCAUUAUCACCAUGAAGAGCAACUCGUAGAACCAAAAUCUUUGCCACUUAUCCAUAGAUUCGUCACUAAUUGGCUAAUAAUGGAUCCUGUGCUACUACAGAUAUAUCAAAGGCAAUUGCACGGGACCAAGAAUUACGAGAUUGAAAAGGAUCCUGAUGCCAAGUUUGUUUUCUUUUUUGGUGGUCGAUUACGAAGCAUCAAGGGUAAACCGGUCAAUGUUAUAACUGGUGCAAUGAUUGUUAUUCCGGUAAUUAUCUACUGCAUAUUUGAAGCCAAAUGGCAAUGGCACCAUUUACUGCCGGCAGUGGUGGUAACAUUUAUCUACAUUUGGUUGCUUGCAUUUUGUCAUUUUUGGAAAGCGGCUACAAGUGAUGCUGGCGUAUUGCCAAAAAAUCUACAUAUCCCAAAGUCUAUAAACAAAGAACAAGUUGAGAAUCCGCCUGAUGAGUACUUUAACGCUAUCACACUACCAUCGUACGGAAGUACUCGAGACGGGGUUGUGGUUAAAUAUUGUUCAACUUGUCAUAUAUGGCGUCCACCAAGAACUAGUCAUUGCGGUACAUGUCAAGUAUGUGUUUUAAAUCAUGACCAUCAUUGUGUGUUUUUGAACAAUUGUGUUGGAGAAAGGAACUACAUGUACUUCUUGUGGUUCUUGUUGCUAGCUUGUGUGGGGUGCAUUUAUUUGUUAAUUAUUUCAAUUGUUCAACUAUGUUAUUAUCAAAUUGGAAAUGUGGCAGACGUGACAAGUAUAUCUCAAUCCGCAAAACACUUUCCACUCAGCUUGUUUUUGGUGGUCUACUCAAUUUUAGCACUAUUUUAUCCUCUAUUAUUGUUAGCAUUUCAUUUAUUCUUGACUAGUCAAAAUAUCACUACCCGAGAGUACUUGAACAAUGUAUACAGGAGAAAGCACGCGGAUUUCGUCAAUGUGUUUGAUACCCAUUCAAUUUGGAAGAAUUUGUAUAUAAAUUGGUUUGGUUCCUCACGAGCUGUCAGUUUGACAUUCCCUAGAAAUGAAUACCAACCGGGGGAUAUUAGGUAUGAAAAAAUUGAACCUUUACAGUUGUUCAGCAUAGAGUACUGA